This is a messenger RNA of Mesocestoides corti, 1254 nucleotides long. NCBI's taxonomy places the organism in Eukaryota, Metazoa, Platyhelminthes, Cestoda, Cyclophyllidea, Mesocestoididae. The record is from the annotation of a GenBank genome assembly.
AUGGGGGACAAUGAGGGCAGUCAAAAAACUUCCGUCUCACCCACAGCAGCCAACACCUCUCAAACAGGACAGGAAUCGUUCCAACGAAAACGCCUCAGACCAAUAAAACCGCGCAUCAGACCAUCAUCAACUCCUGCUCAAUCGCUCACUCAACAGAAUAUGCCUCUGAUAACCCAACCGCCAGCAGCCAUGCAAACCAAACAGCUGAGAGCGGUAAAUCAGUCUUCCGAAAACACAGAAACUCUUCAUUUGGUAGCCGGUCCGAAAGCCACGCCGAUUCUCACAUCGACGGCUAUGCAACAGUCCAAGACUGCAGCGCAUACAAGAAACAGAAAGCGGCUCAUUAGGUUCCCGAAAAGGUGUGCAUUGCCUUCGCCCGACAUCAGCCCAGACGGUGGGUCCCUGUUGACGGAACUGCUCCGGACAAUUGAGUCAUCCUUCUGUGUCACCUUUAGGGAUCACUUGGUGUAUCCAGCAUUUAAACGGUCUCAAGAACAAAUCCACGCGGCAAAUGAAGCCACUCUCCAGCAUCUUUUCGGGGUAGUCAAGUGGGAGGCAAGUGAUAGUAAAUGCAUUCAAAGCCCCAAUACAAAUACCCUGCAACUUGUCCCACUGGAUGGUAGGCCACACACAGCUCAAGCGUUUGAGGUGCGCCACAAGUCGUUUCAGGCUUUCCAGACCUGUUUUGACAGGAUCAUGCAGGAUGCCGUUAAAUUUGCUAAGCGUAUUCCCGGUUUCUCCGACCUUCUCCCCGAAGAUCGAAUGGUUCUUGUGCAGUCAGGCUGUUUUGAAUUGGCAUGCGUCAUCUUCAGCUUUUAUGUCGACGAAGAAAGCCAGACAUUUUGCGGUCCGGGGAACUUCACUCUGUCCCAGAGCCAGAUGUGGCUUACAUUUCCGAUGAGUAAAAAGUUCGUCAACUUGCUCUUUGACUUCGCUUUUCAAGUUCAAUCCUAUCGGUUAGAGCCGCUAAAACUUGGCCUACUGCUAGCUGUCCUCCUCGUAACACCAGAUCGUGAAGGUCUCACCAAUCACGAAGAGGUCACGUGGCUUCGGGACCUCAUUUGCCAGGCCUUUCGCUUUCAGUUGAUGGUCACUAAUUCGAACGGUGUGAGCCUCUUCAACCACUUGGUCUCAAGCACCAAAGAAGAACUGCAUCGCCUCGCAAGCGAACACAGACGUCAAUUGAUCAACAUGAGAGCAGCCGGAUUCACAUUUCAAAACGACCUGUACAGUGAAACAUUUAAUCUUGUCUAG